UUUUUUUACGGGAACAUAUAUAUUCACAAUAUAUAUUAUAGUUUAUAGUAUACUUGUGUUCUUACGUUUGUAUUGUAAUAGAAAAGUCAUUUACUAGCGGUAGUCUAAUCGAACAUACGGCAGAAACAUAUUUGCGUGCGAAAACCAACGUUUGCUAUGUCGGACUUUUCAAGUACAAGAAAAGGUACCUAUAAAUUAUCUGCUCUCCAAGCGAUUGAGGAAGAUGUACAAAAGAAAUGGGACGAACUGAAGAUCUUUGAAGAAGAUGCUCCUCUGAAGGGAACUCCUGGAUGGGAGCAGGAGAAGUAUUUUGUAACUUUUCCAUACCCAUACAUGAAUGGGCGGCUACAUCUUGGGCAUACAUACUCACUCUCCAAGUGUGAGUUUGCUGUUGGUUUCCAGAGGCUAAUGGGAAAGAAAUGCCUUUACCCAUUUGGGCUUCAUUGCACAGGAAUGCCUAUAAAGGCAUGUGCUGAUAAAUUAAAGAGAGAAAUGGAAGACUUUGGAUUUCCUCCAAACUUCCCAGAAACUGAGAAAGUUGUAGUAGAAGAGAAAAACACAAAGGAUCCAAUUAUUGUGGACAAGUCUAAAAGUAAAAAGAGCAAAGCUGCAGCAAAAACCGGAACAGCGCAAUACCAGUGGCAAAUAAUGAGAUCUCUUGGCUUGGAAAAUGAUGAAAUAAAGUUGUUUGCGGAUGCUGAGCAUUGGCUCAAGUACUUUCCUGCAUUUGCCAAAAAAGAUUUGAAGAGAAUGGGCCUGAAGGUUGAUUGGAGACGUACAUUCUACACAACCGAUGCAAACCCAUAUUAUGACUCAUUCGUGAGGUGGCAUUUCCUUACAUUGAAAGACAAGGGUAAAGUCAAAUAUGGGAAAAGAUACACCAUCUUUUCUCCAAAGGACAACCAACCUUGCAUGGACCAUGAUAGACAGUCGGGUGAAGGUGUUGGUGGGCAGGAAUACACUCUAAUUAAGAUGAAGCUUCUAGAACCUUAUCCAGCCAAGCUUAGCUCCCUUGCUGGAAAGAAGAUAUUCCUUGUUGCUGCCACUCUAAGACCUGAAACUAUGUUUGGACAAACCAACUGCUGGGUUCAUCCUGACAUCAAAUACAUUGCGUAUCAGAUGAAAAAUGGUGAAAUCUUCAUUAGCACACAUCGUGCUGCAAGAAACAUGGCCUACCAAGAGAUGACAGCAACACAAGGUGAAAUAGACAUUGUUGCUGAACUUAAAGGGCAAGAUAUCAUGGGCCUUCCUCUCAGUGCACCACUGACUUGCUAUCAGGUGAUCUACACAUUACCUAUGCUUACAAUUAAAGAAGACAAAGGAACUGGUGUCGUAACAAGUGUUCCAUCUGAUUCACCUGAUGAUUAUGCUGCUCUAUGUGAUCUAAAACGAAAACCUCUGUUUCGUAGCAAGUACAAUGUACAAGAUAAAAUGGUUCUUCCAUUUGAGCCUGUGCCAAUUAUUGAAAUACCAGAUUUUGGGAACUUGUCUGCAGUUGCUGCUUAUGAUAAACUGAAAAUUCAAAGUCAGAAUGACAAGGAUAAACUUGCAGAAGCAAAGGAAAUGGUUUAUCUGAAAGGAUUUUAUGAGGGAAAAAUGCUGGUAAAAGGUUAUGAAGGUCAGCGAGUACAAGAUGUAAAGAAACCAAUCCAACAACAGAUGGUUGUUAAUGGUGGGGCUGUUCUGUACAUGGAACCUGAACGUAAAGUCAUGUCACGGUCCGCUGAUGAGUGCUUGUUGGCUCUCUGCAAUCAAUGGUACCUCGAUUAUGGUGAGGAGGAAUGGAAGGAAAAAACGAAACAAGCUCUUCAACAGUUGAACACGUAUUGUGAUGAAACGAGGAGAAAUUUUGAAGCUACACUAGAUUGGCUGAAAGAACAUGCUUGCUCGAGGACAUACGGGCUUGGAACCCGCCUGCCUUGGGACCAACAAUGGCUGAUUGAAUCACUUUCUGACUCCACUAUAUACAUGGCGUAUUACACAGUAGCUCAUCUCCUGCAGGAUGGUGUGUUUGAUGGCAGUGCUGGGAAUAAACUUGGUAUUAAAGCUGACCAGAUGACAAGGGAAGUUUGGAAUUUCAUUUAUUUUCAUGAUGCCCCAUUCCCUGACACUCAAAUACCAAAACAGACUUUGGAAAAACUUCGAAAUGAGUUCAUGUAUUGGUAUCCAGUUGAUCUCCGUGUGUCAGGCAAGGACCUUGUACCAAACCAUCUCACAUACUUCUUGUACAACCAUUGUGCUGUGUGGCCGGAUAAGGAGAUGUGGCCGAGGGGGGUUCGUGCAAACGGACAUCUGCUGCUUAACUCAGAGAAAAUGUCAAAAUCAACCGGCAACUUUCUGACGCUUUCAAAUGCUUUGGACAGAUUUUCAGCAGAUGGGAUGCGUCUUGCACUAGCAGAUGCAGGGGACACUGUUGAAGACGCAAACUUUGUAGAAAAGAUGGCUGACGCUGGUAUCUUGCGACUUUAUACAUGGGUAGAGUGGGUGAAAGAAAUACUUAACAAUGAUAUACCACUUCGAGAAGGUCCACCAUCAACAUUUAACGACAAAGUUUUCAUGAGUGAAAUGAACAUUGCAAUUAAGAUAACUCAGGUCAACUACAAUGACAUGAUGUUUAAAGAAGCGCUCAAAACAGGGUUUUUUGAGUUUCAGCUUGCACGUGAUAAAUACCGUGAGUUGAGCAUGGAUGGGAUGAAUCGUGAACUUAUCAUGAAAUAUAUUGAAGUACAGACGCUGCUACUUGCACCAAUAUGUCCUCAUAUAUGCGAAUAUGUGUGGGGUCUUAUUGGGAAGGGGAACUCCAUUAUGUAUGCCAAGUGGCCAGUUGGUGGUGAAGUGGAUGACACGUUGGUCAAAUCAUCAGAGUUUUUGAUGGAUACGGUGCACGACCUUCGUUUGCGACUAAAGAACCGCUUGCUGCAAGCUAAAUCUAAAUCCAAGAAAGUUUCCAUUGAACCCCCCACACAUUGCAUUGUGUACGUGGCAAAGAAUUAUCCCGAGUGGCAGAAACUUACUCUGCAGGUUCUAAGGCAACAAUAUGAUGCAAACGGCGAAAGUUUCCCCGAAAAUAAAAUAAUAAUCCAGGAACUCAAGAAGCAUCAAGAACUGAAGAAAUAUAUGAAGAAGCUCAUGCCUUUCGUAGCAUCAGUAAAAGAGCUGGUGAACCGAAAUGGUGUGGAACAAGCAUUGGCCCUCACUUCUGCUUUUGAUGAGCUGACAGUUCUAUCCAACAACAUUGUCUACCUGGCUGAUACUUUGGAGCUUGAUGGAGUUGAGGUAAAAUUUUCAAACGAAGGAAAUACAAAAGUUCAAGAAGAUUGUUGUCCAGGUCAUCCUCUGUGUGAAUUUAUCACUCUUGCUUCAUUGGACCUUUCCGUGUUGAACCCCCAGCCAUGCAGUGGAUUCUUUAGUGUCCAUGUACCUGUACGCAACAACGACAGCGUUGCUAACAUUGUAUCAAGAAUUAGGAAAUUCAAUCGUCAUAUCAAAGAUUCCCACCGCGUCCAGUUGUACAGGUUCGAAGAUCCUGUCUCUGGUCCACGAAUAAUCCCCGAUCUUAACAAUACCUUGACGGGAAAACUGCUCAUCGAUGAUUCAGCCGUGUUUGCCACUGAUUUAGAAAAUAAGACGAUCAGUGUGAAAUAUCCGGGUGGUGGUGUUUUUCCCACUAACGGCGCUAUCGUAUUUAUGGUCCAAUGAUUUGUUUAUAGAAGUUUUUUUUCCGAUUUUGGUAGUUUGGUGGUCUGAGAAUGUUAUAUAGGUGAAUUAUAGACCACGAUGCGUGAGUAUUAUGAAUAGAAUAAAGUGCAGUUAAGAAUCUGGCAUGUUGUAUAACAAUCUGUUCUGAUCUCUGAAACAAGAGAUUAGGAUUUGGUUUAAUAGUGUUUAAUUAAUUGAUGUGUUUCUCACUACGCUUAUACAUCUUGGUUUAAUGAAGAAUUAAUGCCGGAUUUAACUUGUGCCCAUGAACGUUUUGUGUAAGAAUAGACACUGCGGAAAUAGA
Ciona intestinalis (vase tunicate) is the source of this 4003-nucleotide messenger RNA. NCBI's taxonomy places the organism in Eukaryota, Metazoa, Chordata, Ascidiacea, Phlebobranchia, Cionidae. The record is from RefSeq and is a predicted model, not a curated record.